Messenger RNA from Rhea pennata, 777 nucleotides. RefSeq names its product ATP synthase peripheral stalk subunit OSCP (gene ATP5PO). Gene Ontology annotation, molecular function: proton-transporting ATP synthase activity, rotational mechanism. Gene Ontology annotation, biological process: proton motive force-driven mitochondrial ATP synthesis. NCBI's taxonomy places the organism in Eukaryota, Metazoa, Chordata, Aves, Rheiformes, Rheidae. The record is from RefSeq and is a predicted model, not a curated record. The transcript is spliced from 7 exons. Bases 74 to 712 code for a protein of 212 amino acids. Gene Ontology annotation, cellular component: membrane.
CGCGGGGAGGGAAGGGGGCGGGGCGGCUGCCGGCCGUGGCGCGUGCGCGUGGCGUCACCGGCGGCCGGAGAAGAUGGCGGCGGCGGCGGCGGGGCUGCGCGUGAAGGUGCGGCACCUGAGUACGUCCGCGGCGAGGCCCGUCUCCAAGCUGGUCAAGCCCCCCAUCCAGGUGUACGGGCUGGAGGGCCGCUAUGCCACCGCGCUGUACUCUGCCGCCUCCAAGCAGAAGAAGCUGGACCAGGUAGAGAGGGAGCUGAGCCGAGUCUGGACUCUUAUGAAGGAUCCCAAACUAUCCAGUGUUGUUAUGAACCCUCAUACCAAGAGCACAGUUAAACAAAAAGCUGUAAGUGAUGCUUUAGCAAAAGAGAAGAUGUCCCCUAUUACUGUCAACCUGAUGAACUUGCUUGCUGAAAACGGUCGCUUGCGUUACACUCCAGAUAUUGUUUCUGCAUUUGGGAAGAUCAUGAGCGCAUACCGAGGAGAAGUGCUGUGCACAGUUACCACUGCCCAGCCUUUGGAUGAUGCUAGCCUUACUGAGCUAAGAAGUGCUUUGAAUGGAUUCUUGGCUAAAGGAGAGGUCUUAAAGCUGGAGACCAAGACUGAUCCAUCAAUCCUUGGUGGAAUGAUUGUCAAUAUUGGGGAGAAGUAUGUGGAUAUGUCAACAAAGUCAAAGAUCCAGAAACUCACCAAAAUCAUGAGAGAGACUGUCUAGCAAGCUGUCCUGAGCAUUCAUGAUGCAACCUGUCAGAUGAAUAUAAUAAAAUUACUACUUCUUGA